GCGGGGUCGGUCCCAGGCUUACGGGGAAGGGGGGUGCAUGGUGAGGGAAAGACGACGACUGGAGCAUGGGACCGCGCUCCUGAAGGAGUAGUCUCGGGGAGGUAGAGGGGCCUGGGAUUCCUCACCCUCCACGAAAGGGGGGGGGAAAGAGACGAAAAGGGGGUGAGAUCCGUGGAAGAAGAUGCAACUGACCCGCUGCUGCUUCGUGUUCCUAGUGCAGGGCAGCCUCUAUCUGGUCAUCUAUGGCCAAGAUGAUGGCUCCCCUGGCUCAGAGGACCCUGAGCAUGAUGACCAUGAGGGCCAGCCCCGGUCCCGGGUGCCUCGGAAGCGGGGCCACAUCUCAACUAAGUCCCGUCUCAUGGCCAACUCCACCCUUCUAGGGCUGCUGGCCCCACCAGGGGAAGCUUGGGGUGUCCUUGGGCAACCCCCCAACCGCCCUAAGCAAAGCCCCCUACCCUCAGCCAAAGUGAAGAAGAUAUUCGGCUGGGGUGACUUCUACUCCAAUAUCAAGACGGUGGCCCUGAACCUGCUUGUCACCGGGAAGAUUGUGGACCACGGCAACGGGACCUUCAGUGUCCACUUCCGCCACAACGCCACAGGCCAGGGUAACAUCUCCGUUAGUCUCGUCCCCCCCAGCAAGGCGGUAGAGUUCCAUCAGGAGCAGCAGAUCUUCAUCGAAGCGAAGGCCUCCAAAAUCUUCAACUGCCGGAUGGAGUGGGAGAAAGUAGAACGGGGCCGCCGGACCUCGCUCUGCACGCACGACCCAGCCAAGGUCUGCUCCCGAGAGCACGCUCAGAGCUCAGCCACCUGGAGCUGCUCGCAGCCCUUCAAAGUCGUCUGUGUCUACAUUGCCUUCUAUAGCACGGACUAUCGGCUGGUGCAGAAGGUGUGCCCAGACUACAACUACCACAGCGAUACCCCUUACUACCCCUCUGGGUGACCUGGAUGGGUCACAGAGGCCAGGCCAGGGCUGGAAGGACGGGCCUGCCAGUGCAGGAGGCUAUCUGUCUGGACACUGGGCAGGGAAGGGGCUGGACCUCAAGCGGAGAGGAGGUGGGAAGGAGGAGAGGCCAAGCGGGCCAAGACCAGGCCUCCAUGUCAAGGAAGGGUCCCCGGUACUGGUCUCAACCCGAAAGCUGGAAUGUGGGUAUUCCAGACGAGGAGUGGGCUCUGGGCAUCCUUCCAGAGCUUUCUCAUCAAGCUGCAGCAUAUGCUGGGCCCGAGACCCCUGGACAGGCAGGUCAGGUGGUCCUAGAUCAAGUUAUGGAAAAGAUGCCUUGCCUCCCUCCCUGCCACCUAAGAAAGGACAGCAGCAAGCCAAGGGGACAUGACCCUGUGGGCACUGAAUAGUCGACUUAGGAUGGAUGGAUGAAACAGCUUCCUGGGGGCCAAUAGUGGUCAGCUCUGAGCCCCUUUCCUACACUAGGCUGACUUGACAAAUAUACCAUCUGUCAUCAGACAGGCCACCCCAAAAUCCUUCCUUCUGUCAGCACUCUGCGCUCCUGCCACCCUCUUGCUGAUGGCACGCUGCCCUUAAGCUGAGACAGGACCGUUAGGUCUUCUUAGCACAAAGGCCUCAGGCGGAAGCCCACCUGUAUGCCACGUGCCUAUCCUCCACCCUACCCUGUGCUGGGAGCAGUCCCUCAUCAGCCAGCCCCUGGGAUCAAUUAGGGUUCUCCUGAAGAGGGGUGGGACCACCUCUGGCCCAUGGGGGUCGCUAGCCACGUGGGGCAUGGGAGGCUAGG
This is a messenger RNA of Jaculus jaculus (lesser Egyptian jerboa), 1745 nucleotides long. It is a transcript of the gene Nxph3, whose product is annotated as neurexophilin 3. Gene Ontology annotation, molecular function: signaling receptor binding. NCBI's taxonomy places the organism in Eukaryota, Metazoa, Chordata, Mammalia, Rodentia, Dipodidae. The record is from RefSeq and is a predicted model, not a curated record. The transcript has 2 exons. The coding region runs from base 182 to 940 and encodes 252 amino acids.